AUGAGGACGGCCCUGACGGGCACGGCCUACUACCUCGACGCUCUUGUGCUCGCACCUGGCAUGCAUCAGCUGGUAACGAGUAUUGGGCGCACUGGACACCUCGUUACCGCUAAGGUAACCCCAAACCCGUCCCUCGACGAGAAGAUGUCCCGAAACAAUCGUCGAAUCCAGUCCUUCGUCGUCGCUGGGAUUCCCGCGGUUGUGCUCUACCUCCUGUGCCCGGUAUUGACCAUUGCCGUGUUUGCACUACUGGGCGUUAUCGAGGACUGGUGGGGAUUUGGGGUGCUGUGGAUGCUUGUGUUGGCCAGGCUGAUUAAUGUGGUCAUCAUUAAGCAGAGAAGCAUCAUGGGAUGGAAGGGUGCUCACGAGGACGAUGAUGGCGACCUUCUCAUCCUGCUGAGUCAGGAUCGCUGGGUGCGCUUGCGGGGAUCGAUAGAUGGUCUUAAGGCUGUGACGGCGGGCCAGUGGUUGCGGGAGAUGACUGACAUAGAGAGCUUCGCCGUCGCAUUUGCAACGUUUUCGACGGGGAGCCUGCUUAUCGCAGGUUUACUGCUUUCCUCCGUCGCCCUCUUGGGCCUUUGCAACUCCAUGACAAAGUGUUUGCAAAUGUACGAUCUCAUUGUGCGUGUGGAAGGAAAGCCGAAGUGGUAUGAGCGGAGGUUGGACAUGGUGAAAGAGCUAGUUAAAGAGACGGGCAGGAAGGACUGGGCCAUUUGCAUGAGGCUCAUGGUUGAAGAAGACUCUCCACAGGCGGUUUCUCCUUGA
Molecule: messenger RNA, 765 nt
Organism: Desarmillaria tabescens
Lineage: Eukaryota; Fungi; Basidiomycota; Agaricomycetes; Agaricales; Physalacriaceae
Exons: 3
Coding region: 1-765 (254 amino acids)
Source: RefSeq, a predicted model, not a curated record